UGGGGCGGCCUCGCGUCCCCACCGCGCGGACGCGCCUCGCCACCCUCUCCUCCGUGCCGCGCGCUAUGUAAGAGCCCGCACAUGUUACCCCGCGUUCCAGUCUCGCAGCGGCACUCGCGAGCGUUGUUUCGCACAUCGGUAGCGCGCGCGCGGUACGGCACGGAUCGCCUGGCGGGCAGGAGGGGGCGAUAAAACGCUCUUUCUCUCUCUUUCGCUCUGUACCACCUCUCGCGGAGCGCGCGGUAACACAGAGGGAGAGAGACACCCACGUAACUGCGGAGACACUCUGCGCGCACAGGUACCGAGGAGCGGGGAGGGCCCCGGUGUAUGUGCGUGCGUGUAUGCAUUGUGUGCGUGUGUGUACGUCACGUGUACGCGUGCGCGCGCGACGAGUUCCCUUUUCAGUGCCUCGCGGAGAGCCGUCGCGACCUCGUCGUCGAGUCCGCCACGUAUACGCCGAAGGCCGGAGGAGCAGUUAAUCGGGCGGAGUGAUAGGAGCGAAGAGGAGGAGAGGAGCGCGCAGUCCGCCGCCGCCGCCGUCGUAGUAGUUUCCGUGCCCACUCAGCGUCCCGGCAUCGCGGCACUCUUCCCUUUUCCACCUCGUUUCACCCUCUUUUCCUCCCCCCCUUCUUUUUUUUACUUUUGUACGCACGAACCGCCACGCAACUCGGCGCCCCCGCGACGCGUAGUGGAAUCACUCGAGUGGGAGGCACUUGCCCGCGCGCCGUCGACUGACCCGAGUGUGUUUGAGAGAGAGUGCGGAAAGAGGAGCAAGUUCCGUUCUCCCGCGGCCGACUCUCGCGGUGUGGAUAAAUCGCGCGAGACGGAGGGACCGAAGGGAGCGCAACCUCGACGCCCUCGGGAUAGCGGAGAAACGAGCGAGCGAGAGACACACACAUCCCCGGACAUUCGCGACCCGCAACUGGCGACACGGUAGUCCGCGCGCGUUGAAGAAUCGGCCGUCGGGUCGCGGAGCGUCGGCAGCCUCCGGCAGCUCCGUUAGCCAGGCAUAUACCACCACCCGGAACAAUCCCCCGCCCGUGGCAAGACGGCCGAUCGUGCGGACGUCCUCGGUGCUACCCCGGCGCGGCCGCUACGUGCGACGACAACAGCCCAAAGAUUCUCCCACCGAAGGCCAAGAUGCAUAUCGAGGUGCAGGUGGCGCUUAACUUCGUGAUAUCGUACCUCUACAAUAAACUGCCGCGCAGACGGGUCAACAUCUUCGGCGAGGAGCUCGAGAAGGCGCUCAAGGACAAGUUCAAGGGCCACUGGUACCCGGAGAAACCGUUCAAGGGCUCGGCGUUCAGGUGCCUCAAGACUGGCGACCCGGUCGACCCGGUGCUAGAGCGCGCCGCGAAGGAAAGCGGCGUGCCGAUCCAAGAUAUCCUGGAGAACCUGCCGGCCGAGCUCGCCGUCUGGGUCGAUCCCGGUGAGGUGAGCUACCGUAUCGGUGAGCUAAACGCCGUCAAGAUCCUCUACUCGGAGACCGGUGACCCGCACGACGAGACCUCGGCCGAUCGCGAGGUCACCAAGACCUUCAAUCCGGAGGCGCAGUGCUUCAGGCCGAUCGAGGCCGUGAGCACGUCCCUGAGCGGUCUCAGCCUCAGCCCGAAGUCGACCUCGCCGUUCUCCAACUCCCUCAGCAGCAACGCCAGCAAUGGCUCGUCCAACAACCAGCAGAACGGCCACGGAUCCGGUUCCUCGUCUGCGCCCUCACCCACGCCCAUCACCAACUCCUUCAAGGGCUCGCCCAGCCCCGUACCGGCCUUCAUCCCGCGUACCACCGCCCCGCUCACCUUCACCACCGCCACCUUCGCCCAGACCAAGUUCGGCAGCACCAAGCUCAAGACUAGCAGCAAACGCGCCAACAGGAUGUCGCCCACCGAGUUCUCAAACUAUAUAAAGCAGCGCGCAGCGAUGCAGCAGCAGAUUCACCAUCACCACCAUCAUCAGCAGCAACAGCAGCACCAGUCGCAGCACCAGUCGCAGCAUCAGUCGCAGCAGCAGCAGCAACAGCAGCAGCAGCAGCAGCAACAACAGGCGACGGCGGCCGGUGCAGGAUUGCCAGUCUCGCAGAGCUCGCCGCGCAGUCGUAGCCUAUCGCCCGGCAGCAUAGUCGCUGGUGCCGGACAGCAACACGCGGACCCGAGCGCGUACUUCUUCCCACACGGCCCGGCCGCGGCGGCGUACCACCCGCAAUUCCCCCAUCGCAACAUCUUCGACUCGUCGGCGAGCCAUGGCGGCUACCUGCCGGCCGAUCUCUACGCCGGCACCAAAUUCCCAUCAUCGUACCUCGACCCGACCACCCUGGCCGGCCAUCAGUUCUACGGCGGUAGCAUGAACGGCACCGGCGCCGGUACUGGCGGCGCCGUCAACGGCACCACCGGCGCCGGUGCCGGUAGCCAGGGCGCCGGUAGCGCUGGCACCGGUAACCUCGGCCCGAUCGGCUCCGCGACGACCAACGGCAACGUCAACGCCGGCGCGGCCGCCGCGGCGCAGCAGCAGGACAAGAGCGCCCUGGUCGAGGGCCUCAACAACUUCGGCCUCGGCUCGGUCGCGCCCUACCCGGCCAGCCAAUAUCAGCACCUGCUUGUGGCCAACUAAUACCUCGCGCGUGCACAUGAAGCCGUCGGAAACACCGUCGCCGCGGGGCGCGGCGGCGGUAACAGCGUACUCGUUUUCGGUGCCGCUGGUCCGGCGGCGGACAAGAAGGAGACGGGGCCGUCACCUCUGAGACUCCGUCGUCGCGACGCUGUCCCGAGCCCGGCUUCCUGAAGACGAACGUCCAAGCCGAAUCGGUCCCACACACUCUAUCUCUUCCCUUCCCCAUCGGAGUCCGCCGGUUACGCGGCUGACGACUUGUCCUCUCUCCCACGAUCCCGCAUCCAGACGCUUCUCAGAACGCUCUUUCGUUCGACUUUUCCCAAUCCAAGGAGUUCGAGACACUCUGUACAUACAUUAUUGAUAGCUAUCAACAGAUGGGGAGGGAGAGAUAGAGAACGAGCGGAGAAAAAGAGACACAGAAACGGCCGCCGAACAAUCGGCACCGAUGACGAUCAUGAAAGCGAUCGAGACGAGGAAAGAAGGUGUGAUAGGAUAGAGAGAAAGAAAAAGAGAGAGAGAGAGAGAGAGAGAGAGAGAGAGAGAGAGAGAGAGAGAGAGA
Messenger RNA from Vollenhovia emeryi, 3163 nucleotides. Its product is annotated as protein Tob1-like. Lineage: Eukaryota; Metazoa; Arthropoda; Insecta; Hymenoptera; Formicidae. Bases 1141 to 2604 code for a protein of 487 amino acids. Gene Ontology annotation, biological process: regulation of gene expression. Gene Ontology annotation, cellular component: cytoplasm; nucleus. The record is from RefSeq and is a predicted model, not a curated record. The transcript is spliced from 3 exons. Gene Ontology annotation, molecular function: transcription corepressor activity.